This is a messenger RNA of Cyprinodon tularosa, 1633 nucleotides long. Its product is annotated as disks large-associated protein 2-like. Gene Ontology annotation, cellular component: glutamatergic synapse; postsynaptic specialization. Gene Ontology annotation, molecular function: molecular adaptor activity. Bases 176 to 1633 code for a protein of 485 amino acids. The transcript has 4 exons. Lineage: Eukaryota; Metazoa; Chordata; Actinopteri; Cyprinodontiformes; Cyprinodontidae. Gene Ontology annotation, biological process: signaling. The record is from RefSeq and is a predicted model, not a curated record.
GCGUGCACACACCAAGCUCUGCUGUAGAAUGGGAUGGAAGCGAGAUGAGAAUACAAAGCAGGCUCCUCGUGGCUCCGUGUCAGCACCGGGCUGAGUUGAGAUUUGCGCACCCAUCAAACUUGACUUAGGACCUCAGGAUGUGAGCGCACUUCUGCAGGAGGAGAAUCAGCCCAGGAUGUCAGCUCUGAAGAAGGUGUUGCCAGGCAUACUGCAGAGGCAUUGCUGUAUCUUACCGGACAAGAAAAUAGACCAGCAGUAUUCGUGGUCACCAUCACAGUAUUUCGAUGAGGACACUUACUCCCCUCUACCCAGGAACAUGAAGGGUCUCUCUGGUGGCCGCCCUGCCCAUCUCCAGCUUACGUCACCUACUUCACCUCAUGCAUGUGGUUUGGCCGAAUGUGACCACUCGCUGGAUCACCAUCUUCACCAUGGAGACCCGCGGUCACCCACCUACCUCCUUAGCCCCACUGACAGUUGUGCCCUUGAGAGUCAUCACCGCUGCUCCCCCCGGAGCUCCAUCCACUCUGAAUGCAUGAUGAUGCCGGUGUCCCUAUCAACCACUGAUCACUCAAUAUCCAGUAGCACUUUUCCUCGUAUGCAUUAUGGCAGUGCUUCAAGAGAUGGAGGUGGAAACAGUUCUGGUGGUAGGGAUUCUCGGGAUGACGGUGGCUCCUCCUCACAUGGUGGCAGUGGCAAAAUGAACAGGAUCCCUGCAAAUCUUUUGGAUCAGUUUGAAAAGCAAAUACCACUGCACAGAGAUGGCUUCCACACUUUGCAGUACCAACGAACCUCCACAACAACUACAACUACUGAACAUCGCAAUGAAAGCCCCGGCCGAAUUCGCCACUUAGUUCACUCAGUACAGAAACUUUUCACAAAGUCCCACUCCUUAGAGGGAUCUUCCAAGAUGAAUGGUACCAAAAGUGACUCACACAGGGAUGGCUCGCACCACCACCAUCACCACCACCAAGGCCACCACAAACACAGCAAACGCAGCAAGAGCAAAGACCGUAAAUCUGAUGGUGGAGGAAAGCAGCGUCAUGCGGGUUGGUGGAGUUCGGACGACAAUCUCGAUAGUGACAGCACCUACAGGACACCGAGCAUCAUGUCACGGCAUCCUAUUGACCACAUCAGCCACUGUUACCCAGAUUCAAUGCACAGUCACAUGGCGGGGGACCUGUCGCUAAAGACUUCCAAGAGCAACAACGACGUCAAAUGCUCAGCCUGCGAGAGCAUUAGCAUGGCCCCUGAGGGCAAAUUCAUGAAAAGGAGCUCCUGGUCAACAUUAACCGUCAGCCAAGCCAAGGAAGCCUACAGGAAGUCAUCACUCAACCUGGAGAAGCCUAUGACACCCACUGACCUUAAACCCAGCUUGAGACCCUGUCACUAUCUACAGGUACCUCAUGAUGAGUGGGCUGGUUAUCCCAGCGGUGGGAAGGAUGAUGAGAUCCCUUGUCGUCGAAUGCGGAGUAGCAGCUAUGUUAAAGCUAUGGGGGAUGAGGAGAGUGGGGAAUCAGACUCCAGCCCAAAGACAUCACCUCAGAAGUCGGUGCGUCCGGAUGCCCUUAUCAAGGCCAUCAUCAGACCCAAAGACUUGCUGGAUUCUCAGAGGUAUGGUACGAAAUUUGUUUGA